GCGGGCUGCCAGGAGUACAGGACUCGGCAAGGAAACAGACUGAACAAAGAUCUGCGACAUUAUCUCAACCAGAGGUUUCAGAAAGGAUCACCGGAUCACGACUUGCAGCAGACUAUUAGAGACAACCUUUAUCGCCAUGCUGUGCCUUGCACAACCCGCCCUCCAAGAGAAGGAGAAGUGCCUGGUGUGGACUAUAACUUUCUGACUGUGGAGGAAUUUCUGGAGUUGGAGCGAAGUGGGACCCUUUUGGAAGUAGGAACUUAUGAAGGUAACUAUUAUGGAACGCCCAAGCCUCCCAGCCAGCCCCUCAGUGGGAAAGUGACUUCCACCGAUGCUUUGCAAAACCUGCAGUCUGGCUCCAAGCAGUCGACUCCAAAGCGAACCAAGUCUUACAAUGAUAUGCAAAAUGCUGGCAUAGUGCAUACAGAGAAUGAGGAAGAGGAUGAUGUACCUGAAAUGAGCAGUAGCUUCACAGCAGAGUCUGGUGACCAAGACGAGCAUAACUUGCAUAUCGUGAGAGAGACAGCCCCACCGUCUGUGAUUGAUAGCCACACCAACGUUCCCACCACGGAACCAUCUCAGAACCUCCCUCAAUACCUACCUCCUUCUGCUGAGGAUAACCUAGGUCCUCUGCCGGAAAACUGGGAGAUGGCCUACACCGAGAACGGAGAAGUCUAUUUUAUAGACCAUAACACAAAAACAACAUCUUGGCUAGAUCCACGGUGCCUGAACAAACAGCAGAAGCCUCUAGAAGAAUGUGAAGAUGAUGAAGGGGUACACACGGAGGAACUGGACAGUGAACUAGAGUUGCCUGCUGGUUGGGAGAAAAUUGAGGAUCCCGUAUACGGUGUCUACUAUGUAGACCACAUCAACCGGAAGACACAGUAUGAAAACCCAGUUCUUGAAGCAAAGAGGAAGAAACAGCUCGAGCAACAGCAACAGCCUCCAGAAGAAUGGACAGAGGAGUGUCCAUCUCUCCCACCACCCGCUGCUCCAAACCAUGUUUCAAACAACCAAGAGGCAGUUCGGGAAGCACCAGUGCAAGGAAAACCUUUUUUUACACGAAACCCUUCUGAGUUGAAAGGGAAGUUCAUCCACACCAAGCUAAGGAAAAGCAGCAGGGGUUUUGGCUUCACCGUCGUUGGAGGGGAUGAGCCGGAUGAGUUUCUCCAAAUCAAAAGUUUGGUGCUUGACGGCCCUGCAGCAUUGGAUGGCAAAAUGGAAACAGGGGACGUCAUAGUCAGCGUGAACGACACCUGUGUGCUGGGGCACACUCAUGCCCAAGUGGUGAAAAUCUUCCAGUCCAUCCCCAUCGGUGCCAGCGUGGACCUCGAACUGUGCCGGGGGUACCCCCUGCCCUUCGACCCCGACGAUCCCAACACGAGCCUGGUCACGUCCGUGGCGAUUUUGGACAAAGAACCGAUCAUUGUGAACGGGCAGGAAAAUUAUGACUCCCCAGCGAGCCACAGUAGUAAAACAGGGAAAGUAAAUGGCACAAAGGAGGCGAGACCCAGCAGCCCGGCUGAGGUCUCCUCCAAUGGACCCCAUGGGUACCCCAAUGACACGGUCUCUUUGGCGUCUUCGAUAGCAACACAACCUGAACUCAUAACUGUGCACAUAGUGAAAGGGCCCAUGGGCUUUGGGUUCACUAUAGCAGACAGUCCCGGUGGGGGCGGCCAAAGAGUGAAACAAAUCGUGGACAGCCCGAGGUGCCGCGGCUUGAAGGAGGGCGACCUCAUAGUCGAAGUCAACAAGAAGAAUGUGCAGAGCCUCACUCACAACCAGGUGGUGGAUAUGCUGAUUGAAUGUCCUAAGGGAAGCGAAGUCACGUUGCUGGUGCAGCGAGGAGGACUGCCGGUCCCAAAGAAGAGCCCAAAGUCGCAACCACUUGAAAGGAAAGACAGCCAAAACAGUUCCCAGCACAGCGUCUCCAGCCACCGCAGCGGGCACACCGCGUCCCCCGUGCACAGCACGCAGGUGCUGCCGGACUACAGCGCCGCGGAGGCACCGCCUGCGGACCAGCCGGACACCUCUGGGCAGAAGAAGCCAGAUCCGUUCAAAAUCUGGGCCCAGUCCAGGAGCAUGUAUGAAAGCCGACCUAUGUCACCUUCGCCUGCAACUGGACUGAGCAAGGGUGAGAGAGAGAGAGAAAUCAAUUCCACGAGUUUUGGAGAAUUUCCAGAUUACCAAGAGCAAGAUAUCUUUCUAUGGAGAAAGGAAACUGGUUUUGGAUUUAGGAUUCUAGGUGGAAAUGAGCCUGGAGAACCUAUUUACAUCGGUCACAUUGUACCGCUGGGUGCUGCUGAUGCUGACGGCCGCCUGAGAUCGGGUGAUGAACUGAUCUGUGUGGAUGGGACGCCCGUUGUCGGGAAAUCACACCAGCUUGUCGUCCAGCUUAUGCAACAGGCAGCCAAACAAGGUCAUGUCAAUCUGACCGUCAGGCGCAAAGUGGUUUACACAGUUCCCAAGGCAGAGAAUGAAGUCCCGUCCCCGGCCUCUUCCCACCACAGCAGCAACCAGCCGGCCUCGCUGACGGAGGAGAAGCGAACGCCGCAGGGCAGCCAGAACUCCCUCAACACCGUCAGCUCGGGCAGCGGCAGCACCAGCGGCAUCGGCAGCGGUGGUGGCGGGGGCAGUGGUGUUGUCAGCGCCGUGGUGCAGCCCUACGAUGUGGAAAUCCGCCGCGGCGAGAAUGAGGGGUUCGGGUUUGUCAUCGUCUCGUCCGUGAGCAGGCCCGAGGCGGGGACGACGUUCGCGGGAAAUGCAUGUGUGGCCAUGCCUCACAAAAUAGGUCGGAUAAUUGAAGGGAGUCCUGCCGACCGCUGUGGGAAGCUGAAAGUAGGCGACCGGAUCUUGGCCGUCAAUGGGUGCUCCAUCACCAACAAGUCGCAUUCAGACAUCGUCAACCUCAUUAAGGAAGCGGGAAACACCGUCACCCUGCGCAUCAUUCCAGGAGAUGAAUCCUCCAAUGCUACUUUAUUGACCAAUGCAGAAAAAAUUGCUACAAUCACAACCACACAUACUCCUCAGCAAAUACCACAGGAGACCAGCAGGAACAACACCAAACCAAAGCAGGAAUCCCAGUUUGAUUUCAAACCACCCCAAGCAGCACAGCAGGACCAAGACUUCUACACUGUUGAGCUGGAAAGAGGAGCCAAAGGUUUUGGCUUCAGCCUGCGAGGUGGCCGGGAGUAUAAUAUGGAUCUGUACGUGUUGAGGCUCGCUGAGGAUGGUCCAGCUGAGAGAUGUGGGAAAAUGAGGAUUGGUGAUGAAAUCUUAGAGAUCAAUGGAGAAACCACCAAGAACAUGAAGCACGCUCGGGCCAUCGAACUGAUUAAAAAUGGUGGCCGCAAGGUCCGCCUGUUUCUGAAACGUGGAGAUGGCUCUGUCCCAGAAUAUGACCCCAGCAGUGACAGGAACAGUCCUGCCACAGGUUCACAAAAUGUAUCGGAAAUGAAACCCGUGCCAUCCGACCGACGGCAGCACCCAUCAUCGGAGUCCAGUUAUCCACCAGACCUUCACAAAUCAUCACAACAUGGGGACAAGCGGACUUACGUUAGAGACCUAAAAGGCAGCAGAGAGUUUAGCAGACAUCCCAAUGAACACCACACUUGGAAUGGGACUUCUAAAACCAACGACCACGUGCCAGGCAGGAGGAUGGAGAGGUCGCCGGAGAGGAGGCACGAGAGGCAGCCAGAGAGGGCGGUGGUGAACGGGCAGAAGAGGAGGUCUCCCGAAAAGCGGAGGGAAGGGACAAGGAGUGCCGACAACACUUUGGAGAGGCGGGAGCGGCACGAGAGGAGGAGGGACCUCUCCCCUGAGAGGCGCAGAGAACGGUCGCCUGGCCGGCGGCGGCGGUCGCUGGAGAGACUCACGGAGCCCAGAAGGUCACCCGAGCGGAGAAGAGAGAACUCCCUGGACCGACGGGCCAAGUCCUCCGACCGGCGGAGGGAGAGGUCACCCGACAGACGGCUCAGGGAGGAACGAUUCGGCCACCGGGAGAGGGAAGAGCCCAGCUGGAAGCACGAGCCGAGCCGCAGGCACCCGCCCGAGCAGCGCAGGCGGCCCUACAAGGAGUGCAGCACCGACCUCAGCAUCUGAGGGGCUCCCUGGGGUCCCCGUCGCCUUCCCCACACCAUGGGAGCAGAGGAGAGAGUGCGGGAGCUGAGACCAUCUGGCUUUCGCAGGCGAGGAGACAUCCGGCACCUGCUGAUCCUACAAACCUUUUAUGCAGAUGAAAUCUUAUGACAAAAAAAAAAAAAAAAAGUGUUGUGCCUGAUGUAUAAUAUUAAAGAAAGUAUUUUUCAGUGUAUUCUUUUUUUUUUUAAUUACUUGCCAAAUGUUGGUCCUAAAGGAUUAUAAAAUUUUGUUUCUACAUUCUUUGUAGAUUUCUUAAAAAUGAAUUCCUUAAUUGGGCUACUUUCCCCCCUCCCCAUUAUAGUAAGUGGGGGUAGCCGGUAAUAUAAUAUAGGCAAAGGAUUUUAUGACCAAGUUUGAAUAAUUUGAUCCAGACUGUUCUCUAGUGACUUACUGCUACACUGUAUGUUGAAAAUUUUUUAAGGGUUGGGGGUGGGGAAGGAAGAAAAUUGUUCAUCUCAGUAGGAAUGGAGCACUCCUGCUGAAGGAAUUAAAACAGAAAGAGACAAAUGUUCCUAAAAUUGCAAGAACUGUUUGAAGAGACUACUGUUUCAAUGAAGGAUAUUUAUAAUAAUAAUAAAUAAUUAAAAAAAUAAAUAAAUAAAUACAAACCCACACAGCACAAGAUGAUUUACGAUGAGGAAUUUCUAGUUUGUUCCGUGAACAGUUUAUACUUUCAGGCCCCCUCGACAGAAUGCACAGAGGCAGAAGGACUGGUCACCACCAUGCCUGUGUCACACGCUGCUGUAGACUGUUGAUCUCUCAUUAGCCUCGGCAACAUGUAACGAUAUAUCAUUAAGGCAGCCGCCGCAGCCCUGCUCAUCUUCUAGCUGUAUAUGGACAGCAACCCCAGCAUGCAUGGUAUUGUGUGUCUGCUUGGAAGCAAGGGAAGGGAUCGGGUUUCUGGGACAAGGCACAAUGCGGUGGGAGCUCAGUCCUCCCUCUCGGAGUAGGUGUAUUCCUUCUGCUCAGGCAAAAAAACCAGUGGGCUUUUCUUGAUUUUGCCAAAUUCCAAAAGCUCUCUCUUCUUAUCACUCUGUAUUUAAAGGGAGGGGUUCUUUUUUGUUUUACUGGUUCAUCCUUACUGAGACAAAAGGAGUGCACUUGCUGAAAAG
This is a messenger RNA of Empidonax traillii (willow flycatcher), 5252 nucleotides long. RefSeq names its product membrane associated guanylate kinase, WW and PDZ domain containing 1 (gene MAGI1). Lineage: Eukaryota; Metazoa; Chordata; Aves; Passeriformes; Tyrannidae. The record is from RefSeq and is a predicted model, not a curated record. The transcript is spliced from 24 exons. Gene Ontology annotation, molecular function: protein binding. Gene Ontology annotation, biological process: signal transduction. The coding region runs from base 400 to 4101 and encodes 1233 amino acids. Gene Ontology annotation, cellular component: cytoplasm.